CUCAUUAGCUUUAAUGCAAAAGGGGGGGGAUAAAUAAAGUCAGAGUAUUUCAUAUAGGCGGGACGCGGGUGGCACUGUGGGUUAAACCACAGAGCCUAGGGCUUGCCGAUCAGAAGGUCGGCGGUUCGAAUCCCCGCGACGGGGUGAGCUCCCGUUGCUCGGUCCCUGCUCCUGCCAACCUAGCAGUUUGAAAGUGCAUCAAAGUGCAAGUAGAUAAGUAGGUACCACUCUGCCAGGAAGGUAAACGGCGUUUCCGUGCGCUGCUCUGGUUCGCCAGAAGUGGCUUAGUCCUGCUGGCCACAUGACCCAGAAGCUGUACGCCAGCUCCCUCGGCCAAUAAAGCAAGAUGAGCGCCGCAACCCCAGAGUCGGUCACGACUGGACCUAAUGGUCAGGGGUCCCCUUUACCUUUACCUAUUUCAUAUAGGCAGCAUGAGGAGGAAGAUGCUGAAGGGAUGUAAAACUGAUUUCCUCAGUAAGAAAGAAGACUUCAUUGCAAAGCAUAUGCCAUGCAGAGGAUGUUAUUGUACUGAGAUGUGAAUCAGCUGUUCUGCUCAAGCUCUGUUAAACAGCGCAGCAUCGAUGACAGUUAAAAUAAAUAUUGUGGAAGGGCAACAUUCUGUAAAUUGAACCAUGCUGCCGAGUGCACCAGUUUUAUUUUUAACAACUGAGGCCACUUGUGUGCAUUUCAGGGUUUUUUUUACCUCCCCUGCCUCCUCAGAUUUCCUCCUCCUUCGUUCUGCUGCUCCCACCCAUCUCUGCUCCACCUCAUUUCAACUCAGCCUGAAAAACCCAAGAGACCAUUUAUUUGGGGUACAGGAAAAAAAGAGACUGCGUGCUGAGGGUAAGGCUUUAAAACGAAAACCUGUUUUGGAAUCAAAGCUGAAAGGGAUACCAAAGGCAGCCAACUGCAGCUAUGGGCAGGAAGCACCGAGCUUCCUCUGGACUCCACAAGCACUGUGAGAAGUGUUUCAACCGGCACUGCCAAGCGCCAGUCGAGCCCACAGUCUCUUGUGUGGUGAUCAGCUGCCGGUCUCACUGCGGCGCUGCUUUCCAUAUGUGUAAAGAGGACGAGCACCAACUCCUGUGUCCGCUAGAGCAAGUCUCGUGCCUCAACUCUGUUUAUGGCUGCCCUUUCACCAUGGCCCGCUUCAAAGUGGCCAAACACCUCAGAGUCUGCCCCGCCAGUAUCGUCUCCUGUUCGAUGGAUUGGAAUCGUUGGCCAAACGUGGAUUCUGAGACCGUUCUGCACCAGAACAUUAUGAAAGAGGAGCCCGGUGAGGCCUGCUUAGAUGCGGCCCUCGCCUUGAGAGAUCAGAAAGCUCUUUUUAAGACACUCAGAAUGGCUGAGUUUUUCCCAGAAUGCACGGAGGCCUGUCCCACAGAUGACGAAGGAACGGAUGGUGCUGAGUCCUACCUAGGAGAAGGAGCUGGUCGGUCCGAAGCAACUCUGGCUGAGGCAGCCGGGCUCAGCCAGGAAGAGCGUGAGAACCUUGCAAAGGACAAAGAAGGGGUCGAUUUAGUUGGUUACAAAACCUGGGAAAACAUCUUCAGUAAAGAAUUCAAAGCGUGCACAGUAACAGGCCAACUGGCCGAAAACAAGGAAAGUGGAACGGACAGUAAGCCCCUGAAAACAGGACCAACUUCUAGUGGCAAUGAGAAAGGAAAGCCGCCGGAAGAAGGUAGCAGUGUGGGAGACAGUGGGAAAAACCAAGCCCCUCCUGAAGUGAAUUUAGCAGCUGAAAAGACAGGUUUGGCUCCUUGGCAAGAUGGCGUUUUGGAGAGGUUAAAAAAAGAGGUUCCUAUAGGGGAUUAUAAUAUGUACCUGGUGCACCAUGGAAGGAUGCUAAUUCAUUUUGGUCAGAUGGCUGCUUGCACUCCCAGGGAGAAAGACUUUGUAUAUGGAAACCUGGAGGUUCAGGAAGUGAAGACUGUAACCACCUUCAGAGUGCCAGUCAGCUAUUGUGGCAAAAGAGCUCGCCUUGGGGACGUCGUGGCGCACAGGAAGCCCACGAAGAGCGUAUCUGUGGAUACUUCAGAGUUAGGAGUAAGCCUGGAGGCUCUUCCUAAAUCCGAUGCAAUCAAAACUACACUGCUGUGUGCCUUGGAGAAGGAACUGAAAGGGCACGAAAUCUCUGAAUCAAAGAGCAUCGAUGCUCUCUUCAUAGAUUUUGGGACGCAAACGUACAACUUUGCUACGGAGCCUUUCGCUUCCACGGCCGUCCUAGCAGACACACUAGAUGCCGAAGACCCACCCAGUCUCCACAUGCAGCUCAGCAGCGAGAGUGUAACCCAAAGGCACAACAAAAGCAACUCUGCUUUCACAUUCUCCUGCAGCCACGUUUUCAGGAGAGACGAGUUUCCUUCGCAUUUCAAGAACGUUCACGCUGACAUCCAGUCCUGCUUGAAUGGAUGGUUCCAGCGCCGUUGCCCACUCGCCUACCUGGGCUGCACUUUUGUUCAAUAUCCCUGGCGCCCCGCUGGGCAAAGCUCAAGUGUCAUCUACAGCCAGCACCUCAAGACAUUUGCCCUUAAGCCAGAGGUUGACCCCGUGCUCUCGGAAGCAAAGAAAUUUAACUUGAGCAGAAAUCGCAGGGGGAAAGAAAUGGAUGUUCUGAGCAGCCUUCCCCUGGAGAUCCUGAAGUACAUUGCUGAGUUUCUGGAUAGCUACAGCUUGUCUCAGUUGGCUCAGGUGUCGGUGCAGAUGAGGGACAUCUGUGCUACUCUGCUGCAUGAGAGAGGAAUGGUCCUUCUGUCGUGGGAAAAGAAGAGAUAUUCUCACGGGGGCACUUCUUGGAGAGUCCGCAAAAAGAUCUGGAAAUUUAGCAGCCUGUUCUCCACAGUGAAUAGCUGGCAAUUCAGUGACAUCCCUUCAAUGGCUGCACAUUUAAAGACCUGUCCUUUUUAUGAGGUGGAGAGCAAGGAGGAUCCGGUUUUGCUGCCUAGACUGUUUUCACCUGAAGAACAGAAGCAAGACACUUUGGUCUCCACAGUCAAACACAGCCUAAAGAAACUUCAGAGAAGACCGAAUUGAUUUUGAGAGAAAGAUUCUUUUGGAUCUGGAACAACUGUAUCAGAACUUUAGCUGUUCUCUCUGAAAUGGAUUUCAUAUUCUUUAUUAGUAUGUCAACUGGGGAAAAAUAAACUUAGCUGUAUGCUUUCAGGAUAGAAUGAAACAGAGGGUGCAAUCCAGAAUCUUUCAAAUAAAUGGGAACUUUACUCCUGACUUCAACAGAGUGGUGAUUUUUAAAAGAACUCAAGAUAUUUUCGUUUCAACCAGCUUUUUAUUCAUUGUUGUGUCUUGCUGAAAUCUUACUGCUUGUUUUAAAGGGUAGAAGGUGGAUUUUAACCUAAUGGUUUUGAAUGCUCCCUUACAAGGGCAAAUGCCUUGAAAGAUGUCUUAAAAAUGUUUUAAUGAAUUAAUGAAAAAUAGAAUUGCACCCAAAGUCUUAAGGACUGUGACCAGCAGCAUGAAGAACAGUGAUGAAUAAUAUCUAUACAUAUCUGUUGCA
Molecule: messenger RNA, 3511 nt
Organism: Podarcis raffonei (Aeolian wall lizard)
Lineage: Eukaryota; Metazoa; Chordata; Lepidosauria; Squamata; Lacertidae
Gene: FBXO40
Product: F-box protein 40
Exons: 4
Coding region: 916-3033 (705 amino acids)
Cellular component (GO): cytoplasm
Molecular function (GO): zinc ion binding; ubiquitin protein ligase activity; protein binding
Source: RefSeq, a predicted model, not a curated record